This is a messenger RNA of Xyrauchen texanus (razorback sucker), 1073 nucleotides long. Its product is annotated as docking protein 6-like. The transcript is spliced from 8 exons. Lineage: Eukaryota; Metazoa; Chordata; Actinopteri; Cypriniformes; Catostomidae. Bases 15 to 1010 code for a protein of 331 amino acids. Gene Ontology annotation, biological process: cell surface receptor protein tyrosine kinase signaling pathway; positive regulation of MAPK cascade. Gene Ontology annotation, cellular component: cytoplasm. The record is from RefSeq and is a predicted model, not a curated record.
GAGAGGCUGUCAGAAUGGCUUCAAACUUCAACGAUAUAGUCAAGCAGGGAUACGUGAGGAUUCGGAGCAAGAAACUGGGGAUCUUCAGAAGAUGCUGGCUGGUAUUCAAGAAAGCAUCCAGUAAAGGACCUCGACGACUAGAGAAAUAUCCAGAUGAAAAAGCUGCAUACUUCAGAAGCUUUCAUAAGAUAACUGAGCUCCACAACAUCAAGAACAUUACGCGAAUGCCCCGAGAGACUAAGAAGCACGCAGUGGCAAUUAUUUUCUGCGAUGAGACGUCAAAGACAUUUUCCUGUGAGUCAGAGCUGGAUGCUGAGGAGUGGUGGAAGUUAUUGUGUUUGGAGUGCCUGGGUAGCAGACUUAAUGACAUCAGCCUGGGAGAACCGGACUUGUUAGCAGCAGGCGUGCAGAGGGAACAGAACGAGAGAUUUAACGUUUACUUGAUGCCGACCCCAAACCUGGACAUCUACGGAGAGUGCACAAUGCAGAUCACCCAUGAGAACAUCUACCUAUGGGACAUCCACAAUGCCAGAGUCAAGCUGGUCAUGUGGCCGCUCAACUCCCUGAGGAGAUACGGCAGAGACUCAACAUGGUUCACGUUUGAGUCUGGGAGGAUGUGCGAUACAGGUGAGGGCUUGUUUACAUUCCAGACCAGAGAAGGGGAGAUGAUUUAUCAGAGAGUUCAUUCUGCUACACUGUCCAUUGCCGAGCAACAUGAACGCAUGAUGAUAGAAAUGGAGAAGAGCUCACAGACUCUUUCAAACGAGAGCACAUUAACAAAGUCGAUAUCUUUUCCGCGAAGCGCUUACUGGCAUCACAUCACGCGUCAGAACAGCGUGGGAGACAUCUGCAAUUACCAAGGCACGAGUUUUACUAUGACACUCAUUCCACGAGCACAGACGUUUCAAAACUUCCUCUCGGAGAAAACAGUUGAAGAACAGAACCAGGAGCAAGCGACACCGGCCUCUAGCGGCCAUGAUAGGAAUUGCAGUUCUUCAUCGCUCCGUUGACAUGCACUGUCAUGGCUUGUAAAGCCAAAACUCCUGGACAUUCCAAAGCUUUAGAAAGCUCAU